AUGAUAACCUGGGAGCAGGGGUGGACUGACAAUUCAUGGGGCCCCUGGGCAAUAGGGGAUCAUGGGGCCCUUGUGUCCUUACCCACACUUAAAAAAAGCCUAUGAAAAAGCCAAUGAAGGGUACCAGGGGCAUCUCAUGGGGCCUCCUACUGACUCCGGGCCCUCGGGCAGUGCCUGAGUUUCCAAAUGGUCAGUCCGCCCCUGGUCACAACUUACACACAGCCUGCCAAGGAAUGCUCGAGACACAGAAACGUUGGGAGAAUAAGACAAAGGCCUUCUGUUGUUUGGACUAUCAUUCUGCUGGACUAACUGGACCCAGACUAGGUUGCUGU
Molecule: messenger RNA, 332 nt
Organism: Staurois parvus
Lineage: Eukaryota; Metazoa; Chordata; Amphibia; Anura; Ranidae
Source: the annotation of a GenBank genome assembly